GUUCGCUUGUGUUCCAGCGCAGGGGAGAUUGCGAAGAGUCGCAAUCUUGCUUCAGAGAAAGUCAAGGCACUCGGGCACCCUGGCCUGUCCGACACCUUUUGGACAUUUGCAAAGACUGUCCAGCUGCUCAAGGUCGAAAAAGGCCAGGAUGGUGAGGAACAGAACUUGAGGUACAACAACACCUUGUACAACAAGGCCUUACACCAGGCUGCCACAGCAGCUGUUGCAGUGCUGCGGGGUCCAUUCGGUCCCGUGGAGAAGGCUGCCCGGAGAUUGGAGCUGGAAUUUGGGCGGGGCAUCUUGAGCAGUCAGUACUCGAAGUUGAGCAAGCUGUUAUCGCUGACCAACAAGCUCGCAUCUGCUACCAGAAACGCUGUAGACCUGACGGCCUGGAUGAUCGACUCCUUGACGCUGGCCCUGCGCAUGAACAUGGUCACGCCAGCUAAAUGCACCGAGAAGUUUCUGGAUCGAGACCGGAAGACAGGCGAUGCUGGCUUUUGGUUGUCGCGCAUGCUGGUGGUGCAGGUCUUCGAUUAUGCAGCAAAGCUGGCGAACAAGUGGCCUGAGCCGGACAAGGUUAAGCUGACAGGGAUUUUGGCUGAACUCCGUUGCCCUUCCACAUGUUGGGAGAAAUAUCUCUGCCAUGCUGAUGCUGAUCAAGGGGCUGCUGGAGAGGACGACAUGGACGGCGAGGACCCAGAGGACGUGGAGCGCCCUGUUCCGCAGUCCAAGAUUGGAGCUGUUAAAGAGGGUUUCAACAAAGCCAGUGGCAUGCUUUUGGAUUUGCUGCUGGAGCUGAUGUCGGGGAAGUACUACAAGGAUUGCUGCAUGCUGGCUUCGAGUGAAGAUGGCCUUGCAAAGGCAUUGACAGCUGCACAGCUUGGAAGCUCGGAUGACACGGAGCACGAGGAGCCAUGUGCGCUUAUCACUCAGAUGAAGAUCAUUGUCGACAAGUUCGACAACAGCACGAAGUCCGUUGGUGCCACAUCUGCGGCUCCUGCUCCGAGUUUGCUCCAAAGCCUGGCCAAGGCUUCUGAAGCUGACACACCCGAGGAAUGUGUCGAGCGUGAGCGGCAGUGGAAGGCGGUGCAAACGGAACGCCGCAAGUUAGUGUCGUUCUCGGUACCGAACAAGAUCUCGAAGGACUGCCUAGUCAAUGCGUUCAGAGGUUGCGGCAAGGUCUUCACGCACAAGGGCACCUUAAACUCUUCGCACCGCCUGAUCGUUGCCAGUGCGGAUCUCUUGGCAGAGGCUGGUACCGACCCGUGGCUCAAGGGCACUCCGCCAAGCGAGGAAUGGAAAGAGAUCUGUGCCUUUGCCAAAGACAGUUCUGGGCCCGAGGAUUUCGUCGUACUCUUCGACGGCAGAAUGCGGGAAAUUCGCCGCGUGUCCGAAGACCUCCUGCUGAACCAGCAGCACACCGAGGAGUGCACCAUCGUGUACUCAGGUGGGUGCCCGCCGAGAACUGGUCGCACUCGCCGCGUUCCGCUGGCUGCAAAGAAGGUGGAGACAGGAGCGGUUAAGUUCCCGGUCGCACGCACCAAGAUUCAGACGACGAAGAAAGGCUCCUCCACAGUCUGCGGCGAGGCUUCUACGUACCAAGGCACUUACUCAGGCGUGGAGUACCGUGCGGUUUCUGAAAUGCCCCUCGUGUCUGCAGACACCAAGAAGAAGAGCAUUGCUCCGGCAACAACCGGCGACCUCCCGACACCGCCAGAGGACUGGCAGGAUCGCCACGGCUCCGACGUACCCUUGUUCUGGAACGAGUCGAAGCAGAUAGCAUAUUGGAAUGCCAUCAUUGAGGAGUUUUGCGCGGAGGCAGUGUUUGACCUCACGGCUGGCACCGGUGCUCUGAUGGAGGCUUCUUUGACUGCCGGCAUCGCAUACCACGGGCUUUGCAGCCUCAACAAGGAGCACAUGUCGUGGGUCCAGGCGGUUGCUGAUCGCGCAGCUUGCGGAAUGAUGGCUUUGGAGGGAUCCACUCUUUACUCGGACGAGAAUGCCAAGGCGGUGAAGAAGCAUUUCCCGCACGUUCUGGAGAGCUUGUCCAACCAAGACGACCAGGACGAGGCCUACCAGACGCCUCUGGGGCAAAACCAGUCUCAAGACGGCUUCUCGUCGGAUGCCCCGGGGAGCUUGCGGAAGCAGGCUGUGACAGACGGCUUGGUCCCCAAGGCUCGAAGGGCCUUCGUCAUCUGGUUCCAGGAAAACUCCGAAGUCAAGAAAGGCGCUCCCAAGCACGAGUUUCUCAAUGAGAUGAAGCAUCUUGGCGCAGUCUGGCAGGGCAUGACCGACAAGCAGAAGGCACCAUUCAUGGCGAGGAGCAAAGAUGAGUUCAUGGCUCAGCGAAGUGCACUGGCCGUUCUUGGCAUCAGGAUGCGGGGCUCCACGACCAGUGCGGGCGGCCCCGACGAGGCGAAGGACCCCCCUGCCGCUGACGAAUCUGGCGGUCGCGUUGGCCCAUUUGAGCUUAAUGGUGCAAGGGCUCCAAUUGGAGGCGGAGCCUAUGGCAGUGUCUACAGUUGCCAGCAUCCGCAAAGCGGCCUUAACGUGGCGGUGAAGGUUUAUCGUGGCUCCGAUGGCCCCGCGGAUUGCAGGCACGAAGUGGAGCAGAUGAAGCUUCUAAUGAAGGCCGUUCCGCAGCAGAAGAUGAUGUGGUUCCCGCUUCUUGUCAGCUCGGGUGUCACGGGCAGACCUUGGCCAUGGAUGGCUACUAGCCUAUGUGGGCCCAGCCUGGCAACCGCACUUCGAAAUCCUGCGGCGCAUGGCAAGCCGAGGACGUGGGCUGUGGCAGCUCAGCUGAGAAGUGCACUGCAGACCUUGCAUGACGCAGGCAUCCUACACUUGGAUGUGAAACCUGGCAAUGUUCUUUGGUGCCCUUGCACAGAUCAGGUGCGGGUGUGCGACUUCGGCAUGAGUGAGAACAUGGCACGGCUCCAGAAGGCUUCUCAGGCUCCCAGGUUCCUGCAGUAUGUCACGGCUGCCUAUCGACCUCCGGAGCUGUGGCCCGCUCGUGUGAAUGGCGAUGGAGACUGCGGUGUCAGAAAGCAGCUGCUGACUGCAGCUGUGGAUAUGUGGGCCUAUGCUUGCGUGGUGUUUGAGGUGGAGACCGGGAAUCCCUUCAUGCCCAAGUGGGAGGCCGGACUGAGAGCGUGGUGCAAGCAGUGGCCCGAGCUGUGGAAAACACGCAGCGACUUAGCCAAUUGCCCCGCUGCAAGUCACACGUGCUGCACAACGGUGCUUCGAGCCGGUAAAUGGGGGCUGUUUGUGUUGGUCGGCUGUGCUCCAGACCCCGGAAAGCGGCGGUGGCCGGAGCUCUGUCUGAAUCAGAAAUGA
Symbiodinium sp. CCMP2592 is the source of this 3336-nucleotide messenger RNA. The record is from the annotation of a GenBank genome assembly. NCBI's taxonomy places the organism in Eukaryota, Dinophyceae, Suessiales, Symbiodiniaceae.